AUGUCGAAGCGCCUAACAAAACGCUACCUGACGCCGUCUGACAAGUACGAAUGUCCACUGUCAGUGGAGACACAAGCGGUAGCGGAAGAAGAGCUGCGUGAGACCGAAAACUCCCGCUCCCAAGCACUUGAUUCGCUAAGGAAAUGGAUGGAGCAGAAUCCCAAGUUGAUGGCCGUUAGAUUGGAUUCUAAUUUCCUGCUCCGAUUCCUGCGCACUAAGAAAUUCAGCGUGCCGAUGGCCCAGGAGGCGAUUGAGCGCUAUGUGCUCCUGCGCCAGUCCUGGGGCAUCGCCUUCAACCAGCUUGACCACACGCUGCCUUCCAUGGCCGAACUAAUUGAUUUAGGAUAUAUUUUCGUGAGCCCAUACAAAGACAAAGCCGGCAGACGCGUUGUCAUAUAUAGACCAGGAGUAUUUGAUCCCUACAAAUUCACGAAUCAAGACAUGUGUCGUGUUAUGGCGAUUUGUUACGAAACGUUGAUGGAGGACGAAGAGUCCCAGGUUCGAGGGCUUGUGCACUUCGCCGAUGGCGGCGGUGUCGGCUUCCCACACCUCACGCUAUUCACGCCGAAGGAGGCUGUCAGGAUCGUCAAAAACGGUGAACGCACAAUUCCACUGAGGCACAAGGAGAUCUAUGGCGUCAACGUUCACCCCACCAUUAAGUUUGCGCUGGACUUCGGUAUGGCGCUCAUCUCGGAAAAGAUCAGGAAACGAGUGAGACUGUACACAGCAGUUGAAGAGAUAGAGCUGGACAAGAGUUUGCUGCCGCAAGAGUACGGAGGAACCAUGCCAAUGAAAGAAAUGAUUGAAUUAUGGAAGAAGGAACUCGCAAGCAAACGCGACAUUCUGUUAUUGAACGACAAAAUGGCGGUGCGCCUGGAAAUGUACAGCGAAGCGGCGAGGGAAGGUGCGGUGUCAGCACUAAGAGCGGGAAACAACAGCUGUUCGGGAGCGGACACAGUUGGCGACGCCAUGCGGGGGCUCACUGGCAACUUCAGAAAACUCGAAGUAGAUUAA
Parnassius mnemosyne (clouded apollo) is the source of this 1014-nucleotide messenger RNA. The record is from the annotation of a GenBank genome assembly. NCBI's taxonomy places the organism in Eukaryota, Metazoa, Arthropoda, Insecta, Lepidoptera, Papilionidae.